Messenger RNA from Cryptosporidium ubiquitum, 4188 nucleotides. RefSeq names its product ABC ATPase. The record is from RefSeq and is a predicted model, not a curated record. The transcript has a single exon. Bases 1 to 4188 code for a protein of 1395 amino acids. Gene Ontology annotation, biological process: transmembrane transport. Gene Ontology annotation, molecular function: ABC-type transporter activity; ATP binding; ATP hydrolysis activity. NCBI's taxonomy places the organism in Eukaryota, Apicomplexa, Conoidasida, Eucoccidiorida, Cryptosporidiidae. Gene Ontology annotation, cellular component: membrane.
AUGCUCGGAGGGAUUUUUAGUGGAAGCGGUUCGAAAAAAGAAAAUGACAAUAAAGUACAGGACAAAAAGCCAUUUCUAAUCAAAAAGACUGGUGGAAUAACUCCAGAAGAGAGUGCUAGUCUUUGGUCGAAAUUUACUUUUUCUUGGUUUACUCCAAUAAUUGAUUCUGCAUGCGACCACAUUUUAUCUUUAGACGAGUAUUACCAUUUACCAGAGCACGACAAUCCAAGUUAUUCACUUAAUAAGUUUGAGAAUAAAUGGAAAGUUGAGUGUGAGACAUUUGGAAAAACUAAGGGUUUUCGAAAUGAUAAUAGUGAGAAGCCAAAUAUUUAUGGUUCUUUUAAAAGAAACAAGUUCAAACUUCCUUCACUGGCUAGGGUUUUACUCCAAUGUUAUAGUAAGCAAAUCUUUAUUAUACUUAUUUUGGUUAUACUUUCAAAUAUUUGCAACAUGACUCAAAUUGUUAUACUAAGAAAACUAUUAGAAUGUAUUCAAUCCUCUGAGACUAUUCCCAGAGUAGAUACUUCUACAGAAUCAAUAAUCCCUUGGUGGGCACUUAUUUUAGGGAUUGUUCCCCAGAGGUUUAAUUCGAGUAUUGCUUACAAAGGAUUUGCUUACAUAUUUGCUAUGACCAUUCUUAUUAUUGCUUAUGCAUUUUUAAGGCAACAAGAGACCAGAAUGGUUACACAAUUAGGAAGACGAAUUCGUUCCCUGAUUACAGGAGUUGUAUACCGGAAGUUAUUGAAUUUGGAUUCGAAUAUAUUUUCAGAAAGCUCUCAAUCAAACUUUGAACUCGGUUCUAGAGUCAGUAAGGCCAGACUUUCUGUAGUUUCAGAGAUGUCUUAUGAAGGAGCUGUUGAAUCUUUUGGGAUGUCUGGAAACGUCGUCAAUCUUCUAAGCAAUGAUGUCUCUAGGUUUGGAAGACUUUACAUAUGCCAUGAGUUUUACUAUGGUGUUUGUUCGAUUACCAUUGCAACUAUAUUGCUUUAUGCCAAUAUUGGAAUUUCAGGAAUUGUUGGGAUCUUGGUUAUGUUUGCCCAUGCUGCCUGGAGUAUUAACUUCCUCAAUGCCAGAGCCUUUGUAAGAAAGUCAUUUUCAGAAAUCAGAGAUCGUCGUAUUCUUUUGACAUCCGAGUACCUUAACUUCAUUAAGAUUAUUAAAUCUUACUCUUGGGAAAGGUAUUUCAUUAAUAAUAUUGAUUCACAAAGAAAGAAUGAGUUAUCAAGCUUACUUGCCCAAGCCGUAUAUUGGGGACUUGCAACAGCCUGUCAUGCUGUAGUCUUCCAUGCAGUUCUUUUUACCGUUUUGAUAAGGAGGUAUUUGGGAGAGGUGGUAGAUCCUGCCAACAUAUUUUUUGCAUACGUAAUAUACGAUGCUGUGAGUGAAUUCAUUGCUUCAUUCCCCAAGUCUUAUGCUCUUUUCAGGGACAUAAUCCUAUCAUGUGAGAGAGUCAGUGAAUUUUUGGUUAUUGAGGAUAGGGACAAUAAUAUAAAUCAGAUUAUAGGUGGCAGUCAUUGCUCCACCAUUCAACCAGUUUCACCAAUUCAGAACCAAGACCCUCUUGAACUACAACCUGGAAAUGUUAGGUAUGAAGGGGUUGAGCUUAGAUGGCCAAAUGGAUCAGUUCUACUUAAAGAUCUUUCUUUUGAAGUAAGACCUGGGGAAAUGAUGGCAAUUUUAGGCCCAGUUGGUAGUGGGAAAAGUGGUCUUCUCUUAUCUAUAAUUAAUGAGCUCCAACAUAGCAAGGGACUUAGAAGAAUAGACGGAAAGGUGGCUUACAUCCCUCAAUUGGCCUGGGCAAUUACAGGUACUAUCAGAGAAAAUAUUCUCUUUGGAGCCCCUUUUGACCCAAAGUGGUAUGCUCAAGUUGUUAAUGCUUGUUGUCUGACUGCAGAUUUUAAGACAUUUCCAAAAGGUGACCAAACAAUGAUUGGUGGAAGUUCUAAUAAUCUUUCUGGUGGCCAAAGACAGAGAAUCAGUUUAGCUAGAGCCGUUUACCAAAGGUCUCAGAUAUACGCUCUAGACGAUUGUCUAAGUGCAGUAGACAGUAAUGUCUCAGCAAAAAUCUUCAAAAACUGCAUACUUGGGCUACUUAGAGAUAAAUGUGUUAUUUUGGCCACUCACCUUGCAGAAUUGGUUAUUCAUGUUGACAAAGUUCUCCUUCUUGAUGAAAUCAACAAGAGGCCGUUGUAUAUUGGUGACCCUUGUGGAUUAUUGAAGUUCCCUCACUAUGAGAAUUUGUUUAGCAUGAACCCAACUUCGUCUAAUAAUAAUAACCAAAAUAAUAGGAGACCUUUAUUGAACAACAACUCUGGAGAGACUUUGAUGGAUGCUAGUACUAUAAGAAGUGAGUCAACUCCAAGCUACAUUUCUGAUGAUAUUGCUGUAACAGACGAAGAAAUUGAGAGUUUAAGGCUGAGAAAGUAUGAAGAUGAUGAAGAAGAGGAAGAAGGAGUGGUGUCUUUAGAGACUUAUAUGAAGUAUAUCCUUUCUUAUAAAAAGUCCAAUAUAAUUAUUCUGAUUAUACUUGUGUCCUUAUUGGUUGCAUUCUACGUACUCACUACCUUCUUUAUUGGAAUUUGGGUUGAGAACUUUAAUGCAAAAGAUUGGAAGACUUACUUUUAUAUAUACUUGGCAGCCUGUAUAUUACUCCCGAUUUGUUGUAUUUUCACUACAAUAUACUUUCGAAUAGGAGGUUUUGAAGUUUCUAAGAUUUACCACAACAAACUACUUUCUCAUAUUGAGCAUGCUCCUUUAUCAUUCUUUCAGAAUACCCCUAUUGGUAGAAUAUUAAACAGGUUCACUUCAGAUCUGGUUCACAUAGACGAGCUUCUUCCAACCAGUUUUAAUAACUCGUCUGUAACAGUUUUGAUGUCAUUAACUAUGUUGGUAUCCAUUGGAAUAGUAACUCCACAGUUUAUUGCCUUCAUUCCACCAAUAUUUUAUGCUUUUUACUAUGUGGCAAGGAAAUACCCUCCUAUUCUCCGUCAAAGCGAAAGAAGGUCAGCAGCUCUGACUGCUCCAAUAACGUCUCAAUUAAUGGAAACUAUGUCAGGUUUAGCAACAAUCCAUACAUUCGAAGCUGAGAAUAUGCUUAUCAAGAAAAUGGAAGAUGCUAUAAUUGCUUUAAACAAUAUCAGGUAUCACCUGGAUAUUGCUUAUAUCUGGCUUUACCUACGCCUUGAAGUAAUUGGUUGCAUGACUUUGGUUAUAACUGGGGUUUUUAGUGUGCUUCUUUCGGCCUGUAAUAUGUCAAAUUCGGGUAUACUUGGCACUAUUCUCUCUUUUGCAGUAGCUAUGCCUGGCUGGCUAAGAUACAGCAUAUUUACUCUUGGUGAACUUGAGGCAGAUAUGGUCGGAUUUGAAAGAAUUAGAACUUAUACAGACUCAGAAAUGUACCAGAUAGUUACCUUAGAUAAUGAAGAAAACAAUAUUGAAGUAUCAAAGGAUUGGCCAUCUCAAGGAAAAAUUGAAUUCAGGAACGUAGAUGUGACAUUUUAUCCUAAUUCCAACCCAUCAUUAUGUAACAUUUGCCUACAAAUUUCCCCAGGAGAGAGAAUUGGGAUAGUUGGAAGAACGGGAGCCGGAAAAAGUAGCCUGUUUUCCACUUUACUCCGUCUUUUCGAUCCCUCUUUCGGGACAAUCUUGAUCGAUGAUGUAGAAACUUUGAAGGUAUCACCUUUAAAGCUCAGGAGUUCUAUUUCCAUAGUCCCCCAAGAGCCAGUUAUAUUUACUGGUACUGUCAGGUUCAACCUAGAUCCAAAAGGAAGCUACUCAGAUAAAGAACUUUACCAAGUCCUUAAAAGGGCUCAUAUCUUUGAAUAUGUUAACAAUUUACCAGGGAAGUUAGACUACCAAUUAGAAGGAGGCGGAUCUCAGCUUAGUGUUGGUAUUAAGCAGCUGUUUUGCCUAACUAGGGCAAUUCUAAGGAAGUCCAAGAUUCUACUUUUAGACGAAGCAACUUCUUUUGUUGACAUUCAGACUGAUUCUUUAAUUCAGGAAACAAUCAGAUCCGAGUUUAAGGGAUGUACAAUUUUAACUAUAGCUCACAGGAUUAAAACAAUCAUAAACUAUGACAAAAUCCUUGUUCUUGAUUCAGGUAGAGUAUUUGAAUUUGACACUCCGCAAAACCUCCUUAGAAACCCUAAGAGCGUUUUUAGUUCGCUUGCAUCCUCAGUCUUUGUUUAA